AUAUCUUAAUACUGAGCAGACCUUAUUAUGGGUUUCAAACUUGAAUGUCAGUUUAGUGCGUCGUAGGGAUUUGUGGAACUUUUCAAAGAUUAGUAUCUUUGUUUGAUAUCAAUCAGACGUGGUUUUGACGUAGAAACGGAAAUUUACAGUGCAGCCUACCUAUUUAUGACUCAACCAAAGGUUUGCUAUACUGAAUGCAGUGCAACAGAUUCUUAACGGCUGCCGAGAUGAACCUUAAUCACAUUUACUUGCUCUUGAUGAAGUCCUUACAUUGCAUCCAAGUAUUAACUCAAGUAAAUGCAGUGGUCACAGAAGGAAUCAAUGUCAGCCAGACACCUCCAGAAAUCGAGGCUUUUGAAGGAGAUACCAUCAAUAUGCAGUGCUCUUGCGAAAAGGGCAAGAUAGACAGUAUCAGGGUAGCAUGGAAGAAAGACUCAAAGGAAUUUCUUCAGGCAACUACAAAUACUACAGCUAACAUCAACAGAAGUUCAACUUCCAUCAACGAAACAACAGCAAGGCUAACAAUUAAAAAUAUUAUCCAACAUGAUUCAGGAAUGUACGUCUGUCAAGUCACUGUUGAAAUACCACCACCGAUUCGAAAAGGCUCGGGGAAUGGAACAAAAUUAACUGUGCAAGCAAAUGUAAACUACAGUCCUAAAUUUUGUGCAGUGCUACUGUUGCUGAUAUUGGUUCCUGCAAUUAUAUAUUAUAAGCAACGACAGAAAAGGAAAACAAAUGCAAGAGCGUCAGGUCGUGUUGUGACAGAAGUGAUCAAUGAAGAAAACCAAGAGAAUGAAGGGAGUGAGGAAAACACACAUUCAAGAGGCUCAUCUCAUUGGAUGGCUUCAUCGCUUUAUGAAUCGUUUGAUUACUUCACAAUCAAACAAGAAGAAAAGGAAGAAGCAUGUAACAUAUCAGAGAGUUGAUUACAAAAAAAGGAGAAAAAAAAAAUCAAAAUCGAAUUUGUGUUGUUGAAUUUUCAUAACUUUUUGAUAAGGGUUACAAUCCUCUGUCAGCUUUGAUAAUUCAUGAGCAUUACUGCAGUAGAAUCUGAUGUUUGGUCAUUAGUUUAACAAUCUACUUGACAAGCAAUAUUAAACACCAGAGAUCAGAAAGAUUAAAGAAAAUCCCAUUCUCCUCUUUAACAGUCCUCUCCUGGUUUAUGGAGCCAACAUUAAAUGAGUCGUGUUGAUGCCAUAGGAACAAGCUUUUAGCUUGUGGAGCUCUUUCGUUCGGGGGAAUUAUCAAAGGAGAAAAUCAGGGAGUUAAUAAAUGUUCAUACUGUUUUGGUCAGAAAAAAAAAAUGGGUCAGGUAUGGGGAACAGGGAUCAAUUGUACCCCUGGAGUGGAGGGGAUUGAGGAGCAUAUUAAAAUCACAGGGAAGGUCACAAUGAGGGCAGGAGAGCUCUGGUAGAUAAGAUCAAUGAGAAUCAAAGGAGAAUUUUAAGGAAAAAAAUGAUAACUAGAGAGAGGACCAGGCCCCUCAGAAACCAAAGUGAUGAGGUGCCAGAGAAUGAAAAGGUUUUUAAUGUUGUGCCUCUACAUAAGAAAUGCUACAAAGAAAAACAUAGGGGCUAUAAACCUGUAAGUCUAACAUCUCUGAUAGUAAAGUUACUGGAGAGAAUUUUGAGGGAUAAUAUAUACUUGCAUUUGGAAGGACAGGGAUUGAUUCGGGAUGACUAGCAUUGUUUUUUCAUGUCUUAACAAAUUUGAUUGAGUUUUUUGAAGACGUAACCAAGAAGGUUGAUGAGGGCAUCACUGUAGACAUAGUCAACAUGGACUUCAGCAAUGGAUUUGUUUACGUUGUGCAUGGUAGGCUGCUCUGGAAGGUUAGAUAGCAUGGAAAUUAGGUACAGCUAGCUAACUGGAUACAGACUUGACUUCAUGGUAGGAAGCUGAGGGUGGUGGUGGUGGAAGUGUGUUUUUCUGAGUGUAGACCUGCAACUAUUGGUGUGCCUUGGGGAUCGGUAAUGGGGCCAUUGCUGUUUGUCAUCUAUAUCAACAAUCUGGAUGAGUAUA
This is a messenger RNA of Leucoraja erinaceus (little skate), 2019 nucleotides long. RefSeq lists its product as uncharacterized. The record is from RefSeq and is a predicted model, not a curated record. Lineage: Eukaryota; Metazoa; Chordata; Chondrichthyes; Rajiformes; Rajidae. The transcript has 5 exons. Gene Ontology annotation, biological process: immune response-activating cell surface receptor signaling pathway; positive regulation of natural killer cell mediated cytotoxicity. The coding region runs from base 195 to 926 and encodes 243 amino acids.